Messenger RNA from Amyelois transitella, 2898 nucleotides. Its product is annotated as zinc finger protein 93. The record is from RefSeq and is a predicted model, not a curated record. Gene Ontology annotation, biological process: regulation of DNA-templated transcription. The transcript has 8 exons. Gene Ontology annotation, cellular component: nucleus. The coding region runs from base 198 to 2267 and encodes 689 amino acids. NCBI's taxonomy places the organism in Eukaryota, Metazoa, Arthropoda, Insecta, Lepidoptera, Pyralidae. Gene Ontology annotation, molecular function: RNA polymerase II cis-regulatory region sequence-specific DNA binding; DNA-binding transcription factor activity, RNA polymerase II-specific; zinc ion binding.
UAAGAGAAGUUGGAUUUUUGUUUUGGUUAAGUAACUUUGUUAUGUUUUCAGUUGUUUGUGUCUAAAUAAAUAACUAAAAAACAGCCAGCCAAUAUUUGGCGGAAACUGUCGAAAGCAACGAUAUUACGGCACUUUAGGUCAGUCAGUCAGUCGCAUUAAACAAGUGUUUAUGGAAUCACAAGUGGAAUACAAUAGCAAUGUUUAUGUCAAUGAUAACUGGGCCUACGUGCGGCUGGAGUAAAUGGAAAGAUAUCCGUGGUUGCCGCGCCUGCUUAGCCACAGAUGUGGUGCUGUUCAAUAUGUAUGAUCACAAAAUUGUGGAAGAUUAUGUUGCUGUCUGUGGGAUUGAUAUUAUAGAUGACUACCCUAAGCUGCUAUGUUGGUACUGCUUUGAUAUGGUGAAAAAAUUCAACGUCUUUAGGAACAGGUGCAAGAGAGCCUAUGGUUUUCUUGUGAAAGUUGAUACUCUGGAUAAACAUGUCACUAUAUCAACUUUACAAGAAAUCCACAAUGCAAACAAAGAUUUUCAAAUACCUCCCAUUACUGUUGUAAAUGUUAAUGAUAAUACAACAAGUGAUUAUCCUAAUGAUAAUUUAGAAUGUACGAUAGAAGGCAAUAAAUCAGAUAUAAAUAGUGAUAAUGAUUUUACAAACGAUUGUAAUAGUGAUGACAUUGAUACAAAUGAAAAUCAUGACGAUGAUGAUGUUGAUGUUAUUGAAUCAAAACAAAAUAGCGUUAAAGAGAUAAGUAAACAUGUGAAUUUAGAUAAAAUCAAAACUGUGGGCGAUCUUUUAGACAUAAGUGACCAUGAAUUGGAAUUGAUGGAAGAGAAAUGGCUGAAUGGUGAAUAUCAAAUGAGAGACAUAUUGAAAGAUUGUUUUAAGAAAAUUUCGAGCGGGGAUCCUAUUCCAGUUAUUGAGUUCGACGACGUCGCUGAUGAUACGGCUGAACCCGAAAAUGUCCGUGCUACGUACACGAAAACGGUGACAAACGUACAAUUGGCGGGUUUAGCGAAAAAAUACGGUUUCCGUGCGAAGUUUUUGACGCAACAAGAACAAAUUGAUGAAGUGGAAUUGAAUAAAAAGUCCGGUUUGAAAUUCGUGUGCACGGAAUGCGGGGUGAUACUGAAGAGUGAAUCAGGUCACCAAAGACAUUUGGAGACUCGUCAUAAUCCAGGUUUUAUGAGCGUAUGCGACAUUUGUUCAGCGAGGUUUACGAGAAAAGAAUCACUGUGGUGUCAUAUGCAACAGCACGCUGUGACGUUUUGCUGUCAAUCGUGCGAUCACAAAACAAAAAUCCGUUCCGAAAUGAAAGUGCAUCAGAUUAAACACCAGAAAAAAAUCUGCGAAUUCUGCGGUAAAGGUUAUCAGACGGGUGACGCUCUGAACAAACAUAUGAACCUCAGGCAUCCCGCUUCGAGACUUGUCUGUAAUGUGUGCGGGAAAUCCGUUAAGAACGAGAAAGGGAUGUUUGUACAUAAGAAUUCUUCGCAUCCAAAAUUUACUUAUUCAUGCGACAGAUGUCCAGCUCAGUUCUACAGCGAAGCAGCUUUGCAGAGACAUGAUGCGAUGUUUUGUAACCUUAUCAAUUGUUCGAUUUGCGGUUAUGUGUUUGGCAAUUCGUAUUUUUUGAAGUUACACAUAAUUUUGUGUCAUCAGUGCGAUACGGAUUUGAGUUAUAGCUGUGCUAAGUGUAAAGUCGGGUUUCUCACGGAAGAAGGUUUGCAGAAGCAUAUUGAUACAUGUAUGAGAUCAGUGCAUUGCAUCGAAUGCGGGGAGAUGUUUGAAGCGGCCGGACAGUUGACUGAACAUACAAACAUACAUGAGGAUAAAAUAAAAGAGACCUUCAAUUGUGUUAAGUGUCGCAAAUAUAUCAAAGGAGUUGUUAAUUACAAAAAUCAUUAUGAUUCGUGUAAAAGGAAAUGUGAUAAGGCAUCAAAGGUGUGUGUCAUGGCCGACGACAGAGACAUGGUCGAAAUAAAAGAUGGUGGCACAUUGAAUAAAAAUCAUAGUAACAAUAAACCUAAAAUGAUUUGCGAAGCCUGCGGAAAGAUAUAUUAUAAUAAGGUAUCUUUGAUAUCACAUAUCAAGAUUCACACAGGUGACUUGUUGAAUUGCCAACUUUGUCCAAAGAGAUUUACAACUAAUGCUGCGUUAAAGCGUCACGAGAGGCUCCACACGGGUGUGAAAUUGUUAUCGUGUUCCAAAUGUACAAAAAGAUUCGUCACAUUCUCCGACCUCCACAGCCACGCUAAACUUAGACAUUAGGAAAGGAACCACGCUUGUCAAAUGUGCGGUUACAAAUUCUUCAGUGCUAAAAGCUAUUCUUCAACACAUAGACAUUCACACGAACGUGACGGCGGUGUAAUGAAGUCCGAAUUAAUUACUUACUUGGAACAGAUAAUAUAAAACGUAUCUUGAUUAAAUUAAGGACGUCCUGGCAAAAGGUCAGGUCGAGAGUACCCGAAACCGACGAGCUGGGAUCGUGGCGAGUGGAAAGAUGUGGUCUCUCCCACAUACCAAAUUUCAUCGUAAUCGGUUCAGUAGUUAUUGCGUGAAAGAGUAACAAACGUCCAUACUGACAUACUCACAAACUUUCGCAUUUAUAAUAUUAGUAGGAUGUAUGAAAAACUAUGUGGAUUAAAUCAGUGAUGAAAUUCUGAAAAACUGUUUUAUCCGAACUCCGACUAACCGAAUCGCCGAUUAUCCGAAUCAAAUCAAUCAAUCCGAAAACGGUUGAAGACCGCAAAACAGCUUACAUUGACGGAGAUGAUUAAAAAACAAUGAUUUUUAUUUCUAAACUUGUUCAUAAGUACAUUUUAUUUAUAUUUAAAACAUGUGGAAAUUACAUGUUUCUUUCAUUUAAUUCAAUAAAAAAAUAGUGCAAUAUCAAAACGUA